Messenger RNA from Hymenoscyphus albidus, 4121 nucleotides. NCBI's taxonomy places the organism in Eukaryota, Fungi, Ascomycota, Leotiomycetes, Helotiales, Helotiaceae. The record is from the annotation of a GenBank genome assembly.
AUGAUCGUGACGGUAAUUCAAUUCCUGACAGUGUCCGUCCUCUCGCUUGCGGUCUAUCGCCGUUUGCUCCACCCACUGGCCGCCUACCCUGGUCCAUUUCUGGCCAGCAUCAGCAAUGUCUGGAAAUUCUACCACUACAUGAAGGGCAACCUACACGUCGUCGAGCAGCAUCUCCACCAUCAAUACGGCCCCAUCCUUCGCACCGGCCCCAACACGCUCUCCUUCUCUGACCCCGCCGCCUUUGAAUCCAUCUACGGCUUCAAUCAUGGCUUCGAAAAGGGGGAAUUCUAUGCCUUCGCCCGUGAUGCCACUACCGGUGCAUCCAACACAUUCUCCGCUAGAACUCACGCCGAACAUCGUGAGCUGCGCCGCCAAGUUGUCGGUGCCGCCCUCACCUCCUCACAUGUCCACAGUCCUUGGGAAAGGGCUAGAGCGGCUUCUUGCGAAAAAGAUGUCCUGGCUUGCAAUCACAUACAAGGUGUUAGCAAGCCAACAGUUUGGAGCUCUUCCACUUCGGUCCUCAGUGGACCUAACAACAUGCCUUACCCACGACGUAGAACAAGCCCUAAACAACAACCUCAAAGCCUCUCUUCUAACAGCAGAUGUUAAGGGGGCUUUCGACGGACUACUACCAGGCAGGCUUUGCGCGAAGGCUUCGCGAGCAGGGCUGGCCAGACAAUCUUGUCCGCUGGGUACAGUCCUUCACAACGAAUAGAGCUGUCCAAAUACGCCUAGACGGCGAGACAGGCCCGCUCACAAGCGUCACAUGCGGCCUCCCUCAAGGCUCGCCUAUCUCACCAAUCCUCUUUAUGCUAUAUAUAGCGCCUGUAUUUUGGCUAGGCCGCCCGCUACGUAGGUUCGGCUAUGCAGACGACAUUGCACUCCUAGCAAUCUCUCAGAGCACAAAGGACAACUGUAUAUCUCUUCAGCAAGACCUCCAAGAGAUCCUCGACUGGGGAGAGGCGGAGGGCAUCACCUUUGACCCUAAGAAGUCAGAGCUUAUCCACUUCUCCCGGGGCCGAAGGCCUAUAACAGUCCACAACCAGUCAGUUACCUCUCGCUCUCACCAUGUACAGCCUGCCACAACGCUCAGGUGGCUAGGAGUGUUCUACGACCGCAAGCUUGACUUUAAAAGCCAUGUCAAGACCCUAGCACAAAAGGCAUUAGUAGUAGGCAACGCCCUAAAAUCACUUGGCAAGACAACUCGAGGGGUACCUCCUAUACUCCUACAGCGAGCCGUUACAGCGUGUGUUCUCAAGAAGGGCUAUUUCGCUGCUGAGACCUGGUGGCCUGGCCGCUACCGCACUAGCAAUAAUAGAAGGACGUCAAACCGUGUCAACUCACACAUCCAGCUCCUCGAGAAAGUAGUAUAUAGCGGAGCAAGAGCCAUUCUCCCAGUAUACCGGACAACCCAGCUUGCAGCAUUGCUCAAAGAAGCUCAUAUCCCCCCGCCCGAAAUCGCACUUAAUCAGGCGACACAGGCCUUCGCAGCCCGGACAGCUAGUCUUGACCCACGUCACCCUCUCCAAAAGCGAGCCACAAAAGUAAUUCAGCUAGGCAGGCCGACAUCCCGAUUCGCUAGAGCUAUCCUAGCCCUCCCAGCGCAUGAGAUAGUCAACUCUAUUGCCCUCCCUCCCUGGCGGAUGCGAGAGCCGAAUGAUAUAGCUGAGGCAAGAGUUUACGGCCCUCUUGGUCGGACGAAAGAGCAGGCAGCGGAGGACUUUGAGGAGUUCCUGCCAUCUAUCCCGCUAGGAGACAUACAAGUGUUCUCAGACGGCUCAAAGCAAGAGGCCAAGGACGGAGCAGCUGGCGGUGGCUUUGUAACCUAUCAGGGUGGCCAACAGACUAGCUACAAGGCCUUCCCACUAGGCUGCAACGUAGAGGUCUACGACUCUGAGGCUAUUGCAGCCCUCCGAGGAGCACAAGCAGCCCUUGCUGCCCCAUCCGCAAGGUUCUCAACUAACCUCUGGGUGUUCCUUGACAACCUUGAAGUAGCCAAGCGACUCCUAGGCGACACUAUCAGCUCAUCACAAUGGGCCUUUGACGAAUUCAAAGAAGUAGCCCGUCAGUGGCCUCUUCGUACAAAACUAGCACACCUUCCAACCGGGGAACUCAAGGUCCGGUGGGUCCCAGGGCAUGUGAAUGUGCCUGGCAACGAGGCCGCUGACAGGGCCGCAAAGGAGGGUGCUAGCCUACUAGCCUCUCAGGACAGCAUCUGUUCUCUAGCGUCCCUAAAGCGGCUAGCAAAAACAGAGGCGACUAGAGCAACCGCUAAACUCUGGUAUACUACAGCCCCGCAACACUACCUUGACCUAAUGGUCCCGUACGAAAAGAACAAAGACCUACUCUCAAUAAACCGCGGAGCACUUGGACGAAUCCUUGCAGCCCGUUCCCAGCACGGAGACUUUGCAGACUACCAUACACGGUUCCACCACGAGGACGCUCUCUUAACCUGCUCUUGCGGAAGAAGAAAAUCCCCGCUUCACUUCUACUUCUGCCUACUAUUAAACUGUAAGAAGCUACACAAAGGACGCCCAUCAAUCGCAAUCCCUUGGCUACUUGGAACUACCCAGGGCUCUAUCAAACUAGCAAAGUGGUUUACAGACUCCAAGUUCUACCAAGAAGUGUGUAUAUCACAUACACAAAGCUCUCCUACCUUAUAAGGGAGCCCUCAAAAGUCUACUAGUUUCCUUUUACUCUUCUCUUUACUAUUCUCUCAUUUACUUUAUUCCAUUAUCAGAGGCGGAGGCAGCGGCGAACAGGGGCUAGGAUCACAGGCUGGAGGAUCAUGCUGCAAAGAGGUGGCAGCACUACUGUUUUACUUCCUCAAGCGGACAAAACAACAGCUAAAGCGUACAUGUAAACCCCGCUACAGCCUUUAAACUCUUAUAUAAUCUAGCUAGCUAGACAGGAAGCCAGGGGCCUCCCCCCCCUGGCGUCUUUUGCCCCAACGGGGACUGAAGGGCACGUGACUUGCGUACGUGCCCGCCUAGACGUUAAAUAGACACACACACACACACUCCUCACAUGUCCACUCCUAUCGGCCCAUUGUCGUGAAACAUGCCCAGCAUUUUAUUUCCAAGCUCUGCGCUGAGAUUCCGACGAGCGGAGAAGGAGAUGGCGUCGUCGACAUCGCGAAGCCGAUCCACGCGCUCACCUUCAACACUCUUGCUGAGAUGAUCUACGGCCCUGCUUUGUCCAGCGAGCCGUGGACCGAAACAGCCCGCGGGGCGGGAAUACUUGAAGUUUUUCGAGCCCUAUCCAAAGUCUCCUGGGGCUGCUCGUAUAUCCCGUUCCUUUCUUGGCUCAUGUCAACGGGACCUAUGAUAAGGAUGACUCGUAAGCCCACCUUCAGCGCGGCUGGCCUUCCAACAGGCAUAGCCGCGCUGGUAUCUCGAACACAACUUCUAUUACUCGACGAACCAAAUAUGGUCCUAACGGCAAACCAGCCAAGUAUUGCAAAGAAUAUGUUGACCUUGGAGAAAGGAGUGUCAAGAUACAAUGAUUCAGACACGGUGUGGAGAGAGUGUUUCAAUCUGUUGUUUGCUGGACCGGGCAGCACGGCGGCAGCUGUGACGGGAGUACUGGAGAGGUUGGGGAGCGAGGAAGGAAAAGAAUGGCAGCAGAAGAUACGGGAUGAGCUUGGCCAGGUCAAUAACCAUAGUGACAGCGAGGUCCUGUCUGCCGUUAUUCGCGAAAGCUUGAGAUUCUCAGCCCCAUUUCCAACAGCCUUCCCCAGAAAAGUUCAUCUGGGCGCCGAAAAGGCUAUUCCUGGGGUCAACAGGCCUCUGCCCCUUGGAACUCUUGUCAGUGCAAACAGCUGGAUUGUCAGUCAUGAUGAAAGAACUUGGGGUCGUGAUGCGGGAUCAUGGAAGCCCGAACGUUGGCUUCACACGGAAGACUAUGCGGGGAAACGAUCAAUGGAUGACAACCUCUUGGUCUUCAGUAAAGGACCACGCGGGUGCAUCGGCAAGGACAUUGCGAUGACUAUCGUGACAGAAGCAGUGGCAGGCGUUGUUGCCAAAUGGCGAAUUGAGAAGGUAGGUGAAAUGGAAAGUGGUGGGUGGCUUGAGAUGCAGAUUGGGUGGUGUGGCAUGCACUUUACAAGCAUUAUAGCCUGA